CCAAAGGGCCGCCGAUGAACUACAAAUAAAGAACCGCCGGAAGGAGUGUGGCCCUUUCUCUCCGGGAGACGGAGGAUGGCAGCCGGCGGAGAAACGAGGAAUUCGUACCCUGCUCUUCCAUUGCUUGCGCUACGAGACGGGAGAAGCAGAGGACCACUGCUCGAAUUCUCACGUCAUCAGCCGUUUUUCUGGUCUCCGUUAGCGGGGAAGAGAAGAGGAGGAUGAAAAAGUGUUAGCUUGGCUAGAUUUCACUUUCUCCGGUUGUCUUAGAUUCAGUUUGGAGCAGUAAGCCAUUGAAUUGGUUCCUUCUGUAUCUUGUGAUGUAUCUAUUGUCUAGGGGAGAUGUUUAUAUGCGCCCCUGGUGGGAGGCAUUUCCUCUUUUUCUCUCUCUCUCUCUCUCUCUCUUUGCCUCCAGUACCGAUGUGAUUGGACAAAGGCAUUUAGAUGUUAUUUCGCCUCGCAAAGCUUGCGCAUUGAAAUCCUUGUCCCCAGUACCGAUGUAACUGGACGAAAAUGCUCUUAUUUCUCACUGUUAAUAGGAUGACAUAGAGAAAAUGCUUCUGCUCUGUUCGCUGUUUCCGUGGUUUGCUUCCUGCAUAUUGCAAGGUAUUGUCGACACGUGGCUUCAUUCCGUUUGAGGGGUUGUAUUUUGGGGUUUCGGCUUGUCAUGUGAGGUAGAAGUGCAUUAUUUCGGAUUAUUUGCUUCCAUUUCAACGAGUACCUGGAAUUUCUGGUUGGCGCUACCUACCUCUUUGUGGCCUGCAAUGCGCUCAGACCGUCUGUUUUCACUAAUAUCUGGAACGAAGAUCUCUUUUAUUCUUGUCUUCAAAAACUGUUGUUAGGAGCGGUCUGAAGUUUAUUACGAUGACCCCGUUGAUGAUCCUUCAGCCAAAACCACCUAGGUAUAGGGCCUACCGCGAAGCUCUGUGCUAAGCUAAGCCCAUGCCUACUUCCCACGGAGCUUGUGAUGCCUGUCUGGGAUUUCUGCCUUUGGGAGUUGAUCGAAUCCGAUCUUUAGCUUUGGAAGCAAGCCGCUGCGAAGAAGCUCCAUUGAAGUCUGUCUAGCUUUAGAAGGGAACUUUCGACCAACUUUGAUAUCUAGAAGGCCAGUUCUUCAUUUCUUUCCAAACCCAUCAUAUUCUGAAAGACUAGGAGGCGUCUUUGUUGUUCUUUUCGUAAAACAAAAGAACAACGAAAACGGAAUAGUUUCUUUCCUUGCUGGUCUGUUCUUCCUAAGUUGUUUAGGUGCUGAAGAUGAUGCAUGUGGUAGUGCUAGCAGUUUAGGAGGAGUCAUGCUUUCCUUGUGGAAGAAAAAGAAGGCUGGUGAGAAGAAAGGCCCUAGAGGCAAAAUCCAUAAGAUUUCUCGCCUAGUCUCAGAUCUGAAUUCAAAGCGAGAGUCAUUAGUUCAGACAGGAUUUCCUACAUCUGUCGCAGAUCUUGUUGUGAACUCCCGUAUCAACUGGAUUCCCCCAAUCAAUGAACGAAAAAAACCAUCCAAGAAAUCUUCUAAUCCUUCGAUCAAGGAUAUCCGUCCACCCUUUCUUAAUCCACCUGCUAUCCACAUCCCAACUCCAGUGGUUGAACUUGAACCUACCAAUCACUCUCAUCUUGAGUCUGGCCCUGUUCAGCCACAAAUACAAAAGCAGUUGAUAAACAAGAGACUGUCGCCAACUGGAGAAACUGAUGAAGAUCCACUGUUGUUGAAGAGGUUCAAGGUGGUAUCUUUGAUUUGUUUGCUGUCUGUUUUGGCGUUUGUAACAAAGAAGGUCACUUUGGGUAUCACUAUAUUGGCUUUCUGCUUGCUGUUGGCUGAAUAUCUUAAGAAUAAUUUCUGCCAUCCGUCAAAGCUUUCUACAUGUUCAGCAGGAGUUCUGAAAUCAAAGAGCGAAGGAAGUUCUCACAGGGGCAUCACUGCUUUUGAAGAGGUUGAUGUUCAUCACUACGAGACGGGAUUUUGUGAAAGUGAAAGAGAUGAACGAGUGACCUUGAUUCAUAAUGAAGAGAUUCUAGCAUAUAACCCCCCAAGCGAGCAUUGGAGCGUGAAUAAGGGUAGACAUUUUCAAGAAAGUGGAAGAGAUGAACCGAUAGCAGUAAAACAAGAUAGCAUAGCCCCAGUGGAGGCCCUUGCAGGAAACCAGACUUGGAAAGUAAAGCUAAAGAGUGGCAUCAAGGCAAAAGUACUGAGAAGGUUCUUCUCAAAGCCUCGUCGCAGCUCAAGAAAUGGGAGUGUGGAAGAAGUAGCACCAAAGGCAGACGGGUUACCUGGUUCAGAAUUUGUGCAAGAAGCAGAGAUGGUGAAAGAGAAAAAACAACUCUCUUCAGAAGAAAAAGAUCUGCUUUUCCCAACUGAAAAUGAUCUCCCAUUUAUUUCAGAGAAAAGUAGCAUCAAGGGAAGUUUGUGUAUAGUGUACAACUUAAGUUUGGAAAACAUGAUCUUCGUUGGUGUCAUUUUGUCGAGUCUUGUGGGAGGUCGUCUUGUAGCACUUGUGAUCACUACAAGCUGGUAUUUAGUGGUGAAAUGUCGGCAGCAGGGAGUGCUGCUGAAACAGGAAUGAUAAUGUAAAUGAUUGUUUAACAACUUCUAAAUCUUGUGUCA
Nymphaea colorata (pocket water lily) is the source of this 2596-nucleotide messenger RNA. RefSeq lists its product as uncharacterized. Bases 1293 to 2555 code for a protein of 420 amino acids. The record is from RefSeq and is a predicted model, not a curated record. NCBI's taxonomy places the organism in Eukaryota, Viridiplantae, Streptophyta, Magnoliopsida, Nymphaeales, Nymphaeaceae. The transcript is spliced from 3 exons.